AUGAGAUGGCAUACUAUCUGUACGAGGAAUGCUUUGAUUAAUGGAAACUACACACUGAUCAAGAACAAUUCAAAAUAUCUGGUUCCGAAGGAAAUUGCUGCGGAUUAUGGGUCUCUUUCUGAUGAAAUUUUGAUGAGAAUCUUGUACCGCAGGUUCAUGAGACUACGUCCCUUUGUUUCAUGUCGAAAAAUGGUCAGAGAUACCUACACUGACUAUCUUCGGUACAAAUUUAAAGUGGAGGAUUAUGAUUUGAAAAGAUCUUUAAUCUUCAAAGAGUCGUCGAACGCGAGCGUUAAGGAACAAGUGUGGAAUAGCUUGACAUUUGUCACCAAAGCUGUAACUUACCUCCCUGAGACAGCUGUAGUGAAGUGGGAUUUGGCGAGGGACAACACGACAUGUCGACAGAUCUUGAAAAAUAUUUUGACGAUGGAAUAUCAGAAAGCAUCAGAGAUUGGUCAGGCAGCCAAAAGAAAGAGCAAAAGUAAUCCUUACUCUGAUUUGAAGCUGAGAUUUAAUCACAUCAGAAACUGCGAUUCUUCAGCGAGUUUUAGAGCGUUUGGCGAAUUUGAUAUAAGCUUGCUUUAUCUGAAUGAAAUGUUGCGCACUAGAUUGUAA
This is a messenger RNA of Torulaspora globosa, 615 nucleotides long. It is a transcript of the gene IRC19, whose product is annotated as Irc19p. The transcript has a single exon. The record is from RefSeq and is a predicted model, not a curated record. Lineage: Eukaryota; Fungi; Ascomycota; Saccharomycetes; Saccharomycetales; Saccharomycetaceae. Bases 1 to 615 code for a protein of 204 amino acids.